This is a messenger RNA of Effrenium voratum, 642 nucleotides long. NCBI's taxonomy places the organism in Eukaryota, Dinophyceae, Suessiales, Symbiodiniaceae. The record is from the annotation of a GenBank genome assembly.
AUGUCGGCCAGGCUGUUCCUGUCUGGAGCGCUGGAGCUUCUUCCUCUGGAAGCGGCUCCGGCCAAAGCAUUUGGCCUUCACAGGCGACAAGCAUUCGGUGCUGUGGCUUGGCCUUCUUGGGUCACUCGCGACGAGUUGAGGGCAGCCCAGGGCUUUCACAGGAACUGCGAGCAGAAGUAUGCCGCCUGCGAUCCAAAGGCAGAGCGCGUGAAGCCCAAGUUCAUGAUCUAUCGUUCCACGGACAUUCUCCGUGCCGAUCCUGUCCGGCUCCCGCUGCUGCAGAUGGAUCUCCAUUUGCACGUGGACUUUAGGAAUCGCCGUGCCGACUUCUGCACACCGAACUUCGCGCCCAUCAUGCUGGACACCAACUGGCAUUGGUCCACGUUCAAUUGGCUGCCCUUCGACCUGCGCCGCUCUGUGUGCUUCGGAGCUCGGAUCCAUCCUCCUGGGGUCAGUGUCCAAGUGACCCGAUGCAGCCAUAGCGGCUUCGGUACCAUGAAGAAGCAAACCCACUCCGUGGAGUGGUCCUUCACAGGAGUUGCUUACCUCAUCAGCCACUACAACACCUGGGGCACUGGCGACGGCGACAUGACGCAGUCCUGGUUUGGUGGAAGUCAAAACUGGGGGCAGAAGGCCAAGUGA